CAUCAGAAAAUAGUGACCGCAUUUCUGACUGACCAUUAUCUCGUAAAAGAGUUAAUAUAACGUUUUAGACCUACGUUUUAGUUGCUUGUUUUGAUGGACGACGACGUGACACAUGUAGAGACAGAAACGAGGGCUCCUUCAGUCAUCGACCGAUAUUAUACACGAUGGUACAGGACAGACUUGAAGGGUAAACCAAGUGAAGAUCACUGUAUUUUGCAGCAUUCAAACAGAAUUUGUGUUGUUACACUGGCAGAAACCCAUCCAAUUCUUCAAAAUGGGAGGACUAUCAAAAGCAUUAAUUACCAAAUUAGUGAUUGUUGUAGUCGACUUAAAAACAAAGUGUCUGGAAAAUCUAAACGGGGAGGCCAGUUCCUGACAGACUUUGCUCCUCUGUGUAGGAUAACAUGCACAGAUGAUACUGAAUACACCAUUUAUAGUUGCAUUAGAGGAAGACUUCUAGAAGUCAAUGAGGAUAUUCUAAAAACACCAGCUUUACUACUGGAAAAGCCAUUCACUGAAGGAUACAUUGCUGUGAUUUUGCCAAAGCUUGAGGAGAGCAAGAGCAUAACAGAAAACCUACUGACAAGGGAUGAGUUUGAGAAAGUUGUUGCGAAACGAAACAUUUUUCCAUCACAACCGUCUUGAUGGAAAACAGACAUUUUGGACUUUUUUUUUUCUUUG
Messenger RNA from Periophthalmus magnuspinnatus, 681 nucleotides. It is a transcript of the gene abitram, whose product is annotated as actin binding transcription modulator. NCBI's taxonomy places the organism in Eukaryota, Metazoa, Chordata, Actinopteri, Gobiiformes, Gobiidae. Gene Ontology annotation, biological process: regulation of actin filament polymerization; regulation of filopodium assembly; dendrite morphogenesis. The record is from RefSeq and is a predicted model, not a curated record. The transcript has 6 exons. Gene Ontology annotation, molecular function: actin monomer binding; actin filament binding. Gene Ontology annotation, cellular component: lamellipodium; nucleus; filopodium tip. Bases 94 to 645 code for a protein of 183 amino acids.